AUGGAGCAUGCCCCCUUGAGCCAGAGUGACACAUGGUAUCCAGAGACAGGACAUCUACUGACUCCCAGAUUGUUGCUGGAGAAUUGUACCAAAGUGAGAGAGUUCAUUCUCCUGGGGCUAACUGAUGACCCAGGCCUGCAGGUUCCCCUUUUCAUCAUGUUCACCCUCAUUUACCUCACUGAUGUGGUUGGAAACAUGGGAAUGAUAAUGUUGGUUCUUAUGGACUCUCAUUUGCACACCCCUAUGUACCUUUUCCUUUGUAACCUGUCCCUUGUAGACUUGGGUUACUCCUCAGCUGUCACUCCCAUGGUCAUGUCUGAGUUCUUUAUAGUCACCAAGAUGGUCUCCUAUAAUGCCUGUGCUGCACAGAUGUUCUUCUUUGUAGGUUGUGCCACUGGAGAAAAUUACCUCUUAGCAUCAAUGGCCUAUGACCGCUAUGUAGCAGUGUGCAAACCCCUGCAUUAUUCCACAAGGAUGACAACAAGUGUUUGUAUUUGUUUGAGCAUUGGCUCUUAUAUCUGUGGUUUCUUGAAUGCUAUUUUUCAUGUUGGAGACAUAUUCAGCCUCUCUUUUUGUAAGUCUAAUGUGGUCCAUCACUUUUUCUGUGAUGUUCCAGCAGUCCUUGCUCUAUCUUGCUCUGAUAUACACCUCAGUGAAGUGAUUCUUGUUUUUUUGUCAACCUUCAAUGUCUUCUUUGCUCUUCUGAUCAUCUUAGUUUCCUAUCUCUUUAUAUUUACUACCAUCUUAAAGAUGAAAUCUGACCAGGGACACCAAAAAGCUUUGUCCACCUGUGCCGCCCACCUCACUGUAGUCUCCAUAUUUUAUAGCACUGUCAUUUUCAUGUACUUACAACCAAGUUCCAAUCAUUUCAUGGAUGCAGAUAAAAUAGCAUCUAUGUUCUACACUAUGGUUAUUCCCACACUAAACCCUUUGGUCUAUAGCCUAAGGAACAAGGAAGUCAACAAUGCAUUCAAGAAAGUGGUUGAAAAGGCAAAAUUUUUAUGUAAGAGUGAGAUUUCAGGUUGA
Messenger RNA from Arvicanthis niloticus (Nile rat), 1026 nucleotides. Its product is annotated as olfactory receptor 5B2-like. Gene Ontology annotation, molecular function: olfactory receptor activity; G protein-coupled receptor activity. Gene Ontology annotation, cellular component: membrane. Gene Ontology annotation, biological process: G protein-coupled receptor signaling pathway. NCBI's taxonomy places the organism in Eukaryota, Metazoa, Chordata, Mammalia, Rodentia, Muridae. The record is from RefSeq and is a predicted model, not a curated record.